Gongylonema pulchrum is the source of this 447-nucleotide messenger RNA. Lineage: Eukaryota; Metazoa; Nematoda; Chromadorea; Rhabditida; Gongylonematidae. The record is from the annotation of a GenBank genome assembly.
AUGAGGCGCUGCUUAUUGGAAAAAGUGCUCAGACGUCUUAACGACCAGCGUUUUAAGGCAGGCGACCAAGAGGCAUGGAGUUUACGAAGAAAUUAUGACGCGCAGGAGUUUUUGGCGUGCCUUUUGAGCAAAAUUGAUUCUGAAUUAGCUUCUUGCGCAAGCAGUGAAAGUGAAAAGCGCUCGAAAUUGGUAUCAUCCCUUUUCCCAGCAUUUGGUUUCGUGUUGACGCGCAAAAUUGUCUGCAUAAGCUGCGCCAAUGAAGUGGAAAAUAUUGCGGAAGACAUGUUUUUGUCAGUUCACAUCAAGCAUGAUGAAAGCGAUGAUCCGCUAUCGAUCCAGACGCUGCUGGAUAAAGGCAUGAUCAAUCAAAUCGUUGAACACAGAUGCCCACAAUGCAAUGAAAAUUCGGCAAUUCAAUACCAUUAUUACUCCCGCUUACCGAAGUAA